Colletotrichum phormii is the source of this 391-nucleotide messenger RNA. RefSeq lists its product as uncharacterized. Lineage: Eukaryota; Fungi; Ascomycota; Sordariomycetes; Glomerellales; Glomerellaceae. Bases 38 to 199 code for a protein of 53 amino acids. The transcript has a single exon. The record is from RefSeq and is a predicted model, not a curated record.
UUGGUUGAACCGUCCCCGACGACGGAUACAACCAUACAUGCCACCUUCUCCUCGAGCCGCUAGCCUACCGAACGCCCGCCUGUCGAUCGGUUUUCUUCCUGGGUCAGCUAUUCGUUCCGGAACUUCUUCGUGGCCCCCAGCUAGGGCAAGGCUGCCAUGCCUUCGGUGGUGGCGGCUUGAGGCCAAGCACCAUCAUUGACGACCGUCGGCUGCAAGCUGAGGCAUCCUCUCUAUUCCGAAGUAUGACGGUCGAUGGAUUCCUUCGCUCACUCUAAGAUUCUGGGGAUCUUGUAAGUUCUUGCAGAUCCGGGGAUAUACGGAGAUUGCCCCCCCUUCUGCUGCACGUCUUUCACCCGUCAAUGCGGGGUUCGAGAUCACGUCCAACUCAGCU